This is a messenger RNA of Polyodon spathula (Mississippi paddlefish), 1502 nucleotides long. RefSeq names its product coiled-coil domain containing 24 (gene ccdc24). The coding region runs from base 53 to 1492 and encodes 479 amino acids. Lineage: Eukaryota; Metazoa; Chordata; Actinopteri; Acipenseriformes; Polyodontidae. The record is from RefSeq and is a predicted model, not a curated record. The transcript is spliced from 8 exons.
UUAUUAAUCUUUAUAGCAAGUCCCUGACAAGCUGAGUCUGCAGAGGCUGUUCAUGGCUUGUGUACCUGAUGAUGGGGAUAGUGGAUUCCUGAAGGACUAUGAGCCCCCACAGUCGUUAUGGAAACUGGUAGAGGAGUACGUACCUUUAGCUGAACUUCCAGAAAUAAAAAGCAUUUUGGGAGAAACGCUGGUUGACCUGAGCUUGGAGAUGCACAAAGAGGUGGAGACAUGGCUGGGAAUCAGCCGAGACAUGCAGUCUAAAAGUUUCAGCCAAUCUCAGACUCAAAUCUCCCGGCCAGUCUUAGCUGACCCCCCUGCCAUAAAAGAAAUGCUCAAACAGGAGAUUCACCUGUUGCUGCUCAACAUCCGUGAAAAAGCUGGAAAAGAGGGCAGGGAUGAAAACAAAGUACUGAUGAACUACAACCCCCAUGUGGUAAGCUUUGUGAUGGGCAGCAGUAAGCCUGCCAGUCGACUGGGCAGAGCAGGCAGUGGCAGGAGUUCAUGUGACAGCAGACCCCAAACAACAAACAGCAAAAGGGAAGAGCGGCCUUUUUCUAGCCUCUCAACAAGCUCCAGUGUUGAGGAUAACAUUGACGCCAUAAAGGAAAAGCUAAAUGUAGUUCAGAUUGACGAAGUUGUGACGCAUCUGAAGUUUAUCUUACAGGAAGAAUGCAACACUUUGGAAAAUGAUGUCCAGUUCUUACAGGAGUGUGUAGAAGGUGAACAUCAAUACAGGGCAGAGGUCACAGAAACGAGACGAGAACCUUCCAUGUCAGAGUUGAAAGAGGAAAGAAAAAUAAUUGAACAGGACCUUCAGCUCAGAGUGUGUACUCAGAUUCCUCCACUGUGCAGAUCUGUGCAGACAGUGUCCGGGACUCUUCAACCAAUAGAGGGUCCACCAGCUGAGGUUUUAAAGAGAAUCUUCUCAGCGCCUGUUUCAUUUCCGAACUAUACAGCACACACACGAAAGAAACAGGGCUCACCAAGCAUUGCUAUUAACAGAACAACUUGCCAGCCAAGUCCCUCUUCAGGAGCUGGCCACCUCCACCAAGCUAUGGAGUCGAUGCAGACAUUAAAAUCUUCAUGUGGCCAUGGUGAGGCGCCGUUUAGAACGUGUGUCUGGAAACCAACUCAAACAGUUUUACCAGGAGGCCAUGUUAAGUGUCUUGUCUCUGACAAUCGGAAAGGCUUUGAUCCUGCAUUGUACUGCAAUCUGACUCCAUCAGGCAUAGAAACUGACCAGCCCCCAGGCACCCAGCAAAGGAGACACAGUUUUCAUUCAGUUCUGACUCUAGACACCAACGCAAAACACAUCACACAGGCUUUACCAUCAAGGUUUAUAUUAACACUUGAUACAGAGCCAGCUUCUAAGACUUCAGUGAAAGCUUUUGUACCAACCCCCCCAGCUGCUGGGAGGCCAGCUGGCAGACCCCUCUCUGCCUCCAGAAGGGUACGACUGCUCCAUGCAGACAGCCUUGCUGGCAGCACUUGAGUAUUACAAG